Molecule: messenger RNA, 1202 nt
Organism: Chenopodium quinoa (quinoa)
Lineage: Eukaryota; Viridiplantae; Streptophyta; Magnoliopsida; Caryophyllales; Amaranthaceae
Exons: 8
Coding region: 300-941 (213 amino acids)
Source: RefSeq, a predicted model, not a curated record
CAACUUUAAGACAAUAUACUAGAAAAUUCAAUAAAUUUUACAGACAAAGAAAGAAUUUUAUCUGGGUGUUUAUGGAGUUUUAACAUAGUAGUGUUCAUCAAACUUCAGUAAUCUGCAAGAUUUAAGCUUGCUUUGUUGAUAUUAUGAAGUAACACUGAGGGCAAACUUGUAAAUCCUAUCCCUCGAGCUAACUGUUUUUUAUCAGGAAAGCAACAAUCUUCUACCUUCCAUUUAUAUUUUGGGCACAAAAUCCAAAGAGGGUAAACUUCAGUUUCAUCAGAAGCCAAAGAAGAGAGAAAAUGGCCAGUGCUCUCUUCUUGGCGACUCCACUUUUCCAACCUUCUCAGAAUAGAGAAGUAAGUGGAAGAGUAAUAUGUAAAUUCAAUAGUUCAAUCUUUGGGGAAUUGGUUAGACAACCAAGACUUGUUCACAAAGGAAUUACUCAGAGCUACAAAAAUAAGAGUAUCUCCAUUACUUCAUUGUUUGGAAGGAAAGUGAAAGCUAAGACCAAGAGGGAAACUGUGGUACCAGAACCAGAUUAUCGGAUACCUAUCGUUCUACUUGGUGCAACAGGGGCUUUAGUUUAUACUGACAAUCUAGUAGCAGCAGUACCAGUUGGUCUUCUUGGUUUACUCCUCCUAGUUCAGGCUACAAGGGUCAGAUUUGUCUUUGAUGAUGAAGCUCUGGAGGUGAAAGUGGGUUCUGAGCUUCAAGAAUCUGGAGAAAAUGUGUUUGUGGGCGGCAAGAAUCGUUGGAAGUACUCCACAUUCGUAAAUUGGGAGUUCUGGUGGCCUAAUUUCCCUAUUUUGGUGUAUUUCAAAGAAACACAAACCAAGCCUGAAGGGCAAAUUCACUUCUUCCCUAUAAUAUUUAACGGAAAACAACUCUAUGAUGUCAUGGUAGAGCGAGCAGGUUCCUCAAAAACCAGUGGCCCAAAAUGAACGUGAAGAAUCGAGUUCAAUCUGUGAGUUAAGGUUAUGAGUAGAAUGGCAUGAGGCAUGACCACAGAAAUCGAGUGCCGAUAAAUGAUAAUCCAAAUUUAUUCACUUACACUGUUAUUCAAUUCUGAAUCUCACUUGAGAGCAUCUCAAAGCUUUGCAUAUAAUAACUCUGUAUCUAUUGUUCCCAAACGUCCCACAAGACAGAACUGACGUACUGAUACCUUUUAAAUACAAUUUUUCAGUUGCGAACAUUUAAAUUAU